AUAUCUCGUCUCAUUGAUAGUGGUUUUGUUUAAUUGUUGUUUCCAUUCUACGAUUAGUGUACAGAAUUACUAGAAGAAAAUGGUUAUUUGUAAGAAAGUCAAAUGGAUACCGAUUUCUUGAGAUAUAAGUUUGAGGAUAGCCAUGAUGGUGUUAUUACUAAAACGAAAUUCAAACUUGGCAUACGGCACCUGCAAAUAGUGUACAUGUUCGUCGCGUCAGUUGUUAUGGGCAUGAUGAGAGGCAGUACUAGUGUUGGCAUUUAUGCUAUAUCAGAGAUAAAUGGAAAUUCUUAUGUUGAGACCCAGCACUGGAACCGAAGAAUCCAAGGCACCAUUUUAUCGUGGUAUUUCUUCGGAUAUGCCUUCAUGAUAAUACCAGCAGAGAAAUACUUGACUCAAGUUGGGGAAAAGUUUGUUUUGACGUCUGUGUUGUUGAUCAAUGGAGCGCUAUCUGCUGCUAUGCCUACUAUUGUUAAUAAGGGUGGUUGGGUAGCAACCUGCAAUGCUCAGUUCUUACUAGGCUUGACACAAGCAUGUGUUACUCCUGUCAAUCAAAAGCUUAUUGCUAAUUGGUUGCCGCCACACGAGAGGAGGUCUUUCAAUCAGCUUGUACAGGGAGGCUUACUCCUCGGUAUCAUAAUAGCGCUACCCCUAUCUGGGCUGUUCUUCGAAACCAGACUUGGCUGGGAGCUGAUCUUCUACUCCCAGGCGAUGAUCACCUUCUCUAUGGCGGCUGUGUGGGGUCUCCUGACUGCUAGUUCCCCGGAGAAACAUAAAGCGGUUGGAGACUCGGAAGGGGAGUUUAUUAGAGAGGCUAUUAGGUGUUAUCGUGCGAAAAAAACGAAGAAGCCUUGGAGACUAAUCGUAAGGACUAGUCAGUUUUGGUCCAUUGCUGCCGUUCACGCCUCAACUAACGCAAUUUUCAUAUUUUUCCUGGCUGAUAUGCCGGCUUAUUUGAAAACGUUUCAAGUAUCAUUGCCAAAUGUAACCACCCAAGUGGCAUUCUCAUUCACUUCACUAUGGUUAGUGUAUACUUUAACCGCUCCAACUUUCGACUGGGCUUAUCGGAUCGGGCUUAUUGACCAUUUCUUCAAUAUCAAGUACUUUAGGAAGAUUAUCAAUGGUCUCGGAGCUUUAGGACCAAUUACGGGAUUAAUAAUUCUCUCUUCUUAUUCGCUAUGGGAUCGCCUCGGUGACGUCAUCCUUAUGGCCACACUGGGAUUUGUAGCCUUUCAAUUUUGUGGAUUCCUUGAAAGCAUAAAAGAUAUGACUCAAAACUUUGCUGGUACAUUACUAGUCAUGACGAGCGUGAUAUCGAGUUUUGUGGGGGCCCUCGUACCGCUUGUCACGGGAAUCAUUGUAGGAGAUGAUAUAACGGAUACAAGUCGUUGGAGGUUAAUCUUUUUCACAUUGAGUGGCUUCUCUGUGUUUUGUAACGUUUUUUACACGGUUUUUGGAAGCAGCGAUCGACAAAUUUGGGAUGACUUGCCGAAUACGAAGUUUGGGUACACAAAUGAUGCAAGUAAUUUAGAGUUGGAGGAACUUGGAACAAUGAGACACAAACACACAGAAAAUGUACUCGAUUCGACAAUGUGACAAUAUAGCAUGAAAUAAAUAAUAAUUUAUAAGGCAAA
This is a messenger RNA of Colias croceus (clouded yellow), 1634 nucleotides long. RefSeq names its product putative inorganic phosphate cotransporter. The transcript is spliced from 11 exons. NCBI's taxonomy places the organism in Eukaryota, Metazoa, Arthropoda, Insecta, Lepidoptera, Pieridae. Gene Ontology annotation, biological process: monoatomic anion transport; transmembrane transport. The record is from RefSeq and is a predicted model, not a curated record. Gene Ontology annotation, molecular function: transmembrane transporter activity. Gene Ontology annotation, cellular component: plasma membrane. The coding region runs from base 103 to 1596 and encodes 497 amino acids.